This is a messenger RNA of Syngnathoides biaculeatus (alligator pipefish), 2140 nucleotides long. It is a transcript of the gene ercc1, whose product is annotated as excision repair cross-complementation group 1. Lineage: Eukaryota; Metazoa; Chordata; Actinopteri; Syngnathiformes; Syngnathidae. Bases 256 to 1230 code for a protein of 324 amino acids. Gene Ontology annotation, biological process: nucleotide-excision repair; meiotic mismatch repair; UV-damage excision repair. Gene Ontology annotation, cellular component: ERCC4-ERCC1 complex; nucleus; nucleotide-excision repair factor 1 complex. Gene Ontology annotation, molecular function: single-stranded DNA binding; damaged DNA binding. The record is from RefSeq and is a predicted model, not a curated record. The transcript has 8 exons.
UAAGCCUCGUCGAGGGCGGAGCCGAAUCCAACCGGGAUGUGCGCGGCCGGAAGCAUUGCAGGCUGUUUAUUUUUUUUUACUUGUUGGCACUUUCGGGAAGCUUGCAAUCGCCAUGACCUGUCUUCUGCUAAGUUUUAUGUACUUUCCACUGUCUACUAGUCAACUUUAUAUGUAGAAAAGGUAUGCAUUCUUGAAAUUGCGGUUCUGUUCUUUUUGCUCGUUGGUGGUACGAAACGUUCCCUCCCUCGCUGAGACAUGAAGAAAAGGUUUCACAUCAAUUUGGACGAAUCUGCCUUUACCAGAGAGAGAACACCACCCAAAAAGCACUUUCAACCAUCAACAGCUGUUGGAGCACGCAAAACCGAUGCAGGUGCAUGCCCAGCAAAGGAGGGUCAGCCUCUCUCUUAUGCACAAUAUAUCAUCAAGGCUCAGGGAUCUGCACGCCCUCAACGAGAUGACCCCUCUGACAAGCUCAGACCCGAAGCUGGUGAGGGUCCCACCGAUGCCAGCCUCAGGCAAAGCGAGCCCGGCGCCGUGCCCCCCGCAGAAGGCGAGGUCAAAGGGGACCGGGCGACAAACAGCGAGGAGACUCCGGGGUCCGGUGCAGAUCGGAGAGAAGUAAACUGUCCGAGCCUUGGUCCGAAACCCGCGGGAUGCGGUAGCAGCAUUGUUGUCAGUCCCAGACAGAGGGGAAAUCCCAUCUUGAAGUUUGUGAGGAACGUCCCGUGGGAGUUUGGAGACGUCGUGCCAGACUACGUCCUGGGCCAGACAACCUGUGCUCUCUUCCUCAGUCUCCGGUAUCACAAUCUGAAUCCAAACUAUAUUCAUGAUCGACUCAAGCAGCUUGGACAGAGCUUCACCCUUCGAGUUUUACUAGUUCAAGUGGAUGUGAAAGACCCCCAUCACGCAUUGAAGGAGCUGGCUCGCAUCUGCAUCAUGGCUGACUGCACUCUUAUUUUGGCAUGGAGCCCAGAGGAGGCGGGACGUUACCUGGAAACAUACAAGUCGUACGAGAAGAAACCGGCGGACCUUCUCAAGGAACAAGUUGAAAAAAACUAUUUAUCAAAGGUGACAGACUGCCUGACCACUGUCAAGUCCAUAAACAAGACAGAUGCUAUGACCUUGCUAUCAACCUUCUCUUUCUCCCCCUUAGAAAUCGUGGAGGGGUCUGAAAUGUCCACCGUGAGAGAGAUCAUCUCAAAAGAAAAAUCCAGAAAUCACAAUGUAUGAUUUUUUUUUUUUUUUUUUUAAGGAUUUAUUUGUGUGAUACAGCUGCAGAUAAGUAUUUGAACACCUGAGAAAAACCAAUGUUAAUAUUUGGUACAGUUGCCUUUGUUUGCAAUUACAGAGGUCAAAUGUUUCCUGUAGUUGUUCACCGGGUUUGCACACACUGCAGGAGGGAUUUUGGCCCACUCCUCCACACAGAUCUUCUCUAGAUCGGACAGGUUUCUGGGCUGUCGCUGAGAAACACGGAGUUUCAGCUCCCUCCAAAGAUUUUCUAUUGGGUUUAGAUCUGGAGACUGGCUAGACUACGCCAGAACCUUGGUAUGCUUCUUAUGGAGCCACUCAUUGGUUUUCCUGCCUGUGUGCUUCGGGUCUUUGUCAUGUUGAAAGAUGCUCUGACUGAGGGAAAGAGGUCGUUCCCCAAAAUCUCACAAUACACGGCCCUGGUCAUCCUCUUCUUAAUACAGUGCAGUCGUCCUGUCCCAUGUGCCGAAAAACACCCCCAAAGCAUGAUGCCACCACCCCCAUGCUUCACAGUAGGGAUGGUGUUCUUGCGAUGGAACUCAUCAUUCGUCUUCCUCUAAACACAGUUACUGGAAUUAUGACCAAAAAAAGUUCAAUUUUGGUCUCAUCUGACCACAAAACUUCCUCCCAUGACUCCUCUGUAUCAUCCAAAUGGUCAUUGGGAAACUUAAGACGGGCCUUGACAUGUGCUUGCUGGUUUAAGUAGGGGAACCUUCUGUGCUAUGCGUGAUUUCAAACCAUGAUUUGUAAGUGGGAAAAUGUGCAACGUGGCGGGGUGUUCAAAUACUCGUUUUCUUCGCUGUAUAUCCAUUCCAUGGUUUCGUGAUAGUCUUUGGAAGGAAUCAUCAGUGCAACUAAGGAAGACCUGGUUCUCUGUCCGGGCCUUGGUCCG